Molecule: messenger RNA, 3300 nt
Organism: Euleptes europaea (tarantolino)
Lineage: Eukaryota; Metazoa; Chordata; Lepidosauria; Squamata; Sphaerodactylidae
Gene: PLD1
Product: phospholipase D1
Exons: 26
Coding region: 59-3190 (1043 amino acids)
Biological process (GO): intracellular signal transduction; phosphatidic acid biosynthetic process; regulation of microvillus assembly
Molecular function (GO): D-type glycerophospholipase activity; phosphatidylinositol binding
Source: RefSeq, a predicted model, not a curated record
UGGAUCCGCUUCUUCCCUGGGGGCACAAGCCCCCUGCCCACAUUUGUGGGCAUUUAAGAUGUCUCUGAACCGUGCAAAGGAGCUGAGCACUUCGGCACUGAGGAAAAUAGCCGCCGACAUGAGCAACUUAAUCGAAAGCCUGGACUCGAGGGAGCUCCACUUUGAGGGGGAGGAGGUCGACACGGAUGUGCUGCAUGACCCCAAGGCCCCCGUGGGCAUCCCAUUCUCAGCCAUUUAUAAAACUAAAGGAUUUAAAGAGGCUCAUCUGCAGAUCUACCUAACCGGGUGCCCCAUCCGCGUGCGAGUGCUGGAAGUGGAGCGGUUUACCUCGACUACAAAGGUACCAAGUCUACAUGUUUACACCAUUGAAUUGACACAUGGGGAAUUUACAUGGCAGGUGAAAAGGAAAUUCAAGCACUUCCAAGAAUUCCACCGGGAACUGUUGCGAUACAAAGCUUUAUUACGGAUUCCCAUCCCUACAAGAAGGCACACAGUUCGAAGAGAGACCAUCAAAAGAGGAGAAGCGAUACAGAUGCCAAGCCUACCACGCACCUCUGAGAACAUGGCCAGAGAAGAACACCUGUCCAGCAGAAGGAAGCAACUGGAAGAUUACUUAACAAACCUCUUAAAAAUGCCCAUGUACAGGAACUACCACGGAACGUUGGAAUUCAUUGGUGUAAGUCAGCUGUCAUUCAUCCAUGAUCUAGGACCAAAAGGCAUAGAGGGCAUGAUCAUGAAACGUUCUGGAGGUCACAGAAUACCUGGCCUGAACUGCGGUGGACAGGGGAGGUUGUGCUACCGGUGGUCGAAAAGGUGGCUAGUAGUAAAAGACUCCUUUUUAAUGUACAUGAAGCCAGACAGUGGAGCCGUUUCCUUUGUCCUGCUGGUGGAUAAAGAAUUCAGCAUCAAGAUUGGCAAGAAGGAAACAGAAACUAAAUACGGGCUACGAAUUGACAAUCUCUCCCGGUCUCUGAUUCUGAAGUGCAACAGCUACAGACAUGCUCUCUGGUGGGGCCAAGGAAUCGAAGAAUUCAUUCAGAAGAACGGCAAGAACUUCCUCAAAGAUCACAGAUUCGGUUCUUAUGCAGCCGUCCAGGAGAACACGUUGGCAAAAUGGUAUUUGAACGCAAAAGGUUACUUUGAAGAUGUCGCCAAUGCCAUGGAGGCUGCUAAAGAAGAGAUUUUCGUCACAGACUGGUGGCUGAGCCCAGAGAUAUUCAUGAAGCGGCCCGUGGUGGAAGGGAAUCGGUGGAGGCUGGACUGCAUUCUGAGGCGAAAAGCGCAACAAGGGGUGAAAAUCUUUGUGAUGCUCUACAAAGAGGUGGAGCUGGCUCUCGGCAUCAACAGCGAGUACAGCAAGCGGACUCUGAUGCGCCUGCACCCCAAUGUUAAGGUGAUGAGACACCCAGAUCACGUUUCAUCUUCUGUCUAUUUGUGGGCUCAUCAUGAGAAAUUGGUGGUCAUCGACCAGUCCGUCGCCUUUGUCGGAGGCAUCGACUUGGCGUACGGUAGGUGGGAUGAUAACGAGCACCGGCUGACUGACGUCGGCAGCGCAAAACGGAUGAACGCCACAAAGUCCCCGUCUUCAACAAACCUUGCCUCUCUUAUCUCUCCUCAGUCGCCAACUGAUCUGGUUCUACCGCCAGCUCUCAGCCCUGAGACCCAGCCCACACCAAAGCUGCCCUUGAAAGAAAACAACGAUGACACACCAGAUUUGUCAAGAAUGAAAGGGAUAGGGAAAACCAGGAAAUUUGCCCGGUUCAGCAUCUACAAGCAGCUCCACCGGCACGGCCUCCAUCACGCGGACAGCGUGAGCAGCGUUGACAGUGAAUCACAUAAAGGCUCGAUCCGCAGCUUAAAGACGGGCGUCGGCGAGCUCCUUGGGGAAACACGGUUCUGGCACGGGAAGGAUUACUGCAACUUUGUCUUCAAGGAUUGGGUUCAGCUGGAUAAACCCUUUGCUGACUUCAUUGAUCGCUACACUAUGCCAAGGAUGCCGUGGCAUGACGUCGCCUCCGUUGUGCAUGGCAGAGCGGCCCGCGAUGUAGCUCGACAUUUUAUUCAGCGCUGGAACUUCACAAAGAUCAUGAAACCCAAAUACCGAUCCCUCUCCUAUCCUUUCCUGCUGCCAAAAUCUCAGCGAACAGCCGAUGAGUUGCCGUACCAAGUCCCUGAGGCCGUGUAUGCCAACGUUCAGGUGCUCCGCUCUGCUUCUGACUGGUCGGCUGGGAUCAAGUAUCAUGAGGAAUCCAUCCACACUGCUUACAUUACUGUAAUAGAAAAUAGCCAGCACUACAUAUAUAUUGAGAACCAGUUUUUUAUCAGCUGCGCCGAUGACAAAGUGGUAUCUAACCGGAUUGGCGAUGCCAUCGCACAUAGGAUUCUGAAAGCCCACAGGGAGAACAAGAGGUACCGAGUCUAUGUAGUGAUACCCCUGCUGCCGGGAUUUGAAGGCGACAUUUCAACAGGAGGAGGAAACGCUCUGCAAGCCAUAAUGCACUUUAACUACAGGACCAUGUGCAGAGGAGAUAAUUCGAUCCUUGGACAGCUGAAAGCAGAGAUCGGAGACCAGUGGAUUAAUUACAUUUCGUUCUGCGGGCUACGAACCCACGCCGAGCUAGAAGGGAAGCUCGUCACGGAACUGAUCUACGUUCACAGCAAGCUGAUGAUUGUCGACGACAACACCGUCAUCAUUGGCUCUGCUAACAUCAAUGACCGCAGCAUGCUUGGGAAACGAGACAGCGAAAUGGCGGUCAUCGUACAGGACACUAACACCGUUCCUUCUGUGAUGGACGGGCAGGACUACAAAGCCGGAAAAUUUGCUCAGUCUCUCCGCCUGCAGUGCUUCAGAGUUAUCCUGGGAAGUGCAACAGACUCUACGGAUCUCCAGGACCCUGUUUCUGACAAAUUCUUCAAGGAAGUGUGGGUGUCAACAGCUGCGCGCAAUGCCACAAUUUUUGAUAAGGUUUUCCGAUGCCUUCCCAGUGACCAAGUGAACAACUUAACCCAGCUACGGGACUUCAUCGCAAAACCAAAGCUUGCCUGUGAGAACCCUGCAAAGGCAACCGAAGAACUCAAAAAGAUCCACGGAUUUCUAGUUCAGUUCCCCUUUCGUUUCUUGGAUGAAGAGAAUUUGCUUCCCUCUGUUGGGACGAAGGAAUCCAUGGUGCCCAUGGAGACAUGGACUUAAGCAAAAUUGGAUCAAAACCCACUUCGAGAAAUAUUGAAUGGACUGUGGUUGCAGGCAUCAUUUCUGCCAUAGGGUGGGGGGGAAAAAGAUUUCCACUUAUCCAAAAGUGC